AUGGAAGCACACUUGGCUCCUUUGCCACUGUGUUUUGGCUUCCUGCAGAUAGGAAGCAGGCUUCGAUUACGAACUUUGGCAUCUGCCAUUUGCAGGGAGGUCGAGGCUUGCCGUAGAUGUGCUGCGGGUACUGACGGCACUUGGGAGCUUUGCCGUGCAGCUCAAGCAGGAGAGGUCCAGCUCUGCCGCCUGCUUAUCCGGAUGGGUGCGAAUGUCAACGCCAUCGGAGAGGAUGAUCUCACACCCUUGAUGACGGCUGCGUUGGCAGGCCGAACCACAGCGGUAGAAGCCCUUCUGGAUGAGCGAGCCGACCCCGACAAGCAGAAUGACACGAAGUGCACUGCAUUGAUUCUGGCCGCGGACAUGGGGCACGUGGCCGUUGUGCAGUGCCUUCUGCUCCGCAGAGCUGAUGUCCAUCUUCAGGCCGAUGACUCCACCACUGCCUUCAUUGCAGCUGCGCAGAAAUGCCAUUCAGCUGUACUGCACGAACUGAUGUUUGCGCACGGUGAGGACCAGCGAGCACUGGCGGAUGCGCUCUUGCGGGCAUCCGAAGACGGUUCUGCAGAUGUUGUCGAGCUGCUCGUUCAGCUUGGCCUGGAGCUUGAUGCCAGAAGCUCCGAUGGAGACGAGUCGAUCGGUGGCCAAGCAUUACGGGUAGCUGCUCACCGGAACCAUCGACCGGUAACCUUGGCGCUGCUAGCUUGUCGCGCGGAUGUGGAUGCUGCAUCGGCCAAUGGUUUCACUGCCCUUGCCGUCGCCUGCCAAUAUGGGGCAGCUGAUGUUGUGCAAGACCUUCUGGCCCGAAGGGCGGACCUGAACGCGCAGGCUCUCAACGGACGAACCCCCCUUAUGCUGGCUGCGACUUUCGGGCACACUGCGAUUGCCCGAAGCUUAUUGGAGCAUCAGGCCGCAGCGAAUGUGCGAGACGGAGACCAGAACAACUCCCUCCUUCUCGCUGCGCAAUCGGGAUAUGACGACAUCCUUUUCUCCUUGCUCGCCCACCGCGCUGCUGUAAACGAUGUCGGGCAGUCUGGAUGGACUGCGCUGAACCUGGCAGCAAGUUUUGGGCAUCUGGCAGCAGUCGACCUGCUGCUAAGUUCUGGUGCAGACACCAGCCUAGCAGACGAUGAUGGCGAGACUCCCGAAAUGGCAGCUCUUGCUGGCGGGCACGAGGAUGCAAAGACACAUCUUGGCCAGCUGACCACUCGAGUGCGAGGAAUGGGUCAACAGUCGAAGGAGCUGCAUGCGUUCAUUGAACUCGAGUGCGAGCAAGAGGCUGCAGCGAUGGAUGCAUUGGGAGCGUCGGAGAAACGGCAAAUGGAGGCGCUCGGCGAGAUUGCAGUUCUGGAGAGCCACAUGGGGGAGGCGAGAGCUGGACACAAGGUCGAGAGCGGCUGGCUUAGCUUGAGGGCCGCUGCAACGGCCGGGUUCACCAGAACAGGGAGCCAAGCCAAGGCAGCAGAGUUUGCAAAAAUUGGUGUGCUGUCUUUGGGUCCUGCGACUCCCUCGCAGCGAAUCCGGCUGGCAGCGCGUAGCUCGGCAGAAGACGGCGAACACGUGAACUUGCCGGAUGUGCCAACUGCUGAUCUCAGUGGCUUGCCGAACUGCUUGCGAGAUCGCUGGAAAGCUCCUGUGUUCACUUUCCAAGUGUCUUGGCACCAUUGUCUGAGCACAGGCAUGCUGGUCAUUGAUGGAAUCGUCCGCUUCAUUUCAUCAGCCCGGCACAAUGGGCACUGUGUUUAUGUCCAUUGCGCUGCAGGAAUAUCCAGAAGCUCCACAUCGAUCUGCGCAUAUCUCAUGGCCCACCUGAACAUUCCUUUCGAGCAGACGCUGCAGUUCCUUUCUCAACGGCGCCCGGCGGUUUGCCCCAACGACGGCUUCCAGAGGCAGCUGCGAAGGUACGAGUCCUCCAAGGAGCGGCUCUUGCUGGCACAGGAGAUGCUCAAGGUUCCAGCCUACACGGAGCUACAGCGACAGGACUUGGAUGCGGUGUGGCAGGCCCUGAGCCAGCGCAAAGCCCGUGGUCGCUCCGUGGAGGGCGGGCGAGCGACGCCGGCAAAACAGGCACAGGCAGCAGAACAGAGGCCAGUGCGACCUGGAAGCGGCAGCGUCCCCAUCGACCAGCUGGCACGGCAAAGAGCACUGCAGGCUGUUCAAGCUACUGCACAGCGGCAGCCGGGCAGCGCAAUUCGAAUUGGCGAUGGGUCGCAGCUGCUUGAUCCAAAUUGGGAGGCAGAUGGCGAAAAUUUGUUGUUUACUUUCUUUGCAGCUCGGCCACCCUCAGGGCCGGAGCGAGUCACAAGACAAAUGGGUAAGUAUGAAGUGCGAUUCUACUCUGAUAUACUUGCUGGUUGA
Molecule: messenger RNA, 2355 nt
Organism: Symbiodinium sp. CCMP2592
Lineage: Eukaryota; Dinophyceae; Suessiales; Symbiodiniaceae
Source: the annotation of a GenBank genome assembly